ACCAUUACUCUUCAUCAUUUCAUUCAUCACUACUUUCACUUCUUCACUCUCUUCCUCAUCUACUAUUUUACCCACAACACUAGAAUAUCAUCAAACUCUUUGAAAGAAAAAUGGGUUCGAUCCAGAACGUAGACGAAGAUAUACAAGCGUGUCGAUACGCUAUGGAAUUAGCCAGUGCAUCAGUACCAGUAAUGGUGCUUAAAACAGCCAUAGAGCUAGACAUUCUUGAAAUCAUCAAGAAAGCCGGUCCUGGUGCGCAGAUCAGUGUUAGUGAAAUUGUAUCUCAAAUCCAGAAUCUCAAGAACCCGGAUGCGCCUGUUAUGCUGGAUCGUAUGCUUAGAUUGUUAGCCAGUUAUAACAUCCUCACUUGUGGUCUUAAAGAUGGGGAGAACGAUGAUAAAGUUGAAAGACUUUAUGGACUUGCUCCAGUCUGUAAAUUCUUGACUAAGAAUGAAGCUGGUUGUUCAAUGUCUGCUUUGCUUCUUAUGAAUCAAGAUAAGGUCCUCAUGGAAAGCUGGUACCAUUUGAAAGAUGCAAUCCUGGAUGGAGGAAUUCCAUUUAACAAAGCUUAUGGAGUGCACGCAUUUGAAUACCAUGGAAAAGAUCUUAGGUUCAACAAGGUAUUUAACAAGGGAAUGUCUGACCAUACAACCAUCACCAUGAACAAAAUCCUUGAAACCUACAAGGGUUUCGAAGGUUUGAACUCCAUUGUCGAUGUUGGUGGAGGUGUUGGUGCAACCGUUAGUAUGAUCAUCUCCAAAUACCCCACAAUUCAAGGUAUUAACUUCGACUUACCUCACGUAAUCCUAGACGCUCCAUCAUUCUCAGGCAUCAAGCACGUCGGUGGUGACAUGUUUGCCAGUGUUCCAAAUGCAGAUGCAAUUUUCAUGAAAUGGAUUCUUCACGAUUGGAGUGAUGAACACAGUGUUAAAAUCUUGAAGAAUUGCUAUGAUGCAUUACCUAAAAAUGGGAAAGUCAUUAUUGUUGAAUGCAUUAUACCAGAAGUGCCAGACAGUAGCGUCUCAGGCCAUGGUGUAUUCCAUUUGGACAACAUUAUGUUGGCGCAUAACCCUGGUGGUAAAGAAAGAUCACUAAAACAAUUUGAAAACCUAGCUAAAGAUACUGGAUUCACUGAUUUCCAAGUGAUCUGUUCUGCUUAUGAUACUUACGUUAUGGAAUUCUACAAAAAUUAGGCUAAGAAAAGAAACAGAAAAGUUUGAGUUCCUUCAUUUUAAUUAUGUGUCAGUGUGAGAUAUCUUAAGAUUUAUCAAUAUGUGAUGAGCGUUUAUGUACUUUACCCCACUGUAAUACAAUCAAUAAAAACUGUUUUCGAGUUUCCUGAGA
Molecule: messenger RNA, 1344 nt
Organism: Papaver somniferum (opium poppy)
Lineage: Eukaryota; Viridiplantae; Streptophyta; Magnoliopsida; Ranunculales; Papaveraceae
Product: caffeic acid 3-O-methyltransferase 1-like
Exons: 3
Coding region: 111-1193 (360 amino acids)
Biological process (GO): methylation
Molecular function (GO): protein dimerization activity; S-adenosylmethionine-dependent methyltransferase activity; O-methyltransferase activity
Source: RefSeq, a predicted model, not a curated record